UUCAUUUACGAUAUGUCAUGUUCAAAAAUAUUUUCAGGAGAUUUGCCCGAAUUAACUUUCAAAAUUAUGAAAUAUUUUCAGAAUGAUUAUUCAACUUUACAUUCAUGCAUUUUAGUUAACAGAUUAUGGUGUCGUUUAUCGAUUCCAUUAUUAUGGGAAAAUCCAUUUUCAAUACAUACCGAAAACUAUAAUUUUAUUGAAAUUUACUUACAUAGUUUAAAUGAUGAUUUUAUAACAAAUAAAUAUAAGAUCAUUAAUAAAUCAUCACAUUCAAAUAUACUAUUCAAUUAUCCCAGGUUUUUAAAAUAUUUGAAUACAAAUGAGUUUAUUUUCUCUGUUGAUAAGUGGUCUAAACUUGUUACUAGUACUACAAACUCUGAAGAUAUAA
This is a messenger RNA of Rhizophagus irregularis DAOM 181602=DAOM 197198, 388 nucleotides long. The record is from RefSeq and is a predicted model, not a curated record. Lineage: Eukaryota; Fungi; Glomeromycota; Glomeromycetes; Glomerales; Glomeraceae.